GUCGGAGAUCGCUUUGGAUGAAAGACUGGAUGUGCUGAAAGGAACUCGGUAUGCAAAACCAACUUUACGAGGAGCUCCUCGACAGCGAUCCCGAGGAGUACCGCAGGCUGCUGCGCGUCAGCCGCGAGCAAUUCCUGCAGCUGCUGUCUCGCGUGGGACCCAGAAUAGCGCGACAGGACACUGUGAUGCGGCGAGCAAUUCCACCAGAGACACGGCUACAAGUCACUCUUCGUUAUCUUGCAACGGGAGAGAGUCAUCAUUCAUUAAGCCGUCAAUUCAGGCUCGGACACUCAAGUGUCAAUGACCUCAUCCAUGAAACGUGCACAGCACUCUACGAAGAGCUGAAGGAGGACUUCAUAAGAACUCCAAAGACCAAAGAGGAGUGGCUGGAUGUGAUCAGUGGUUUCGCCCAGAAAUGGCAAUUUCCAAACUGUGCCGGUGCACUCGACGGCAAGCACGUCUGCAUCUGGAAGCCACCAAACUCUGGAUCUGUCUACCUUAAUUAUAAGAAAACCCACAGUAUCGUACUCUUCGCUGUGGUAUAUGCAAACUGCAAAUUCAUCUACACCGACGUCGGUGCCCCGGGAUCACAAGGAGACGCCGGCAUCUCGCAGACUACACCGUUACAACGAGCUCUGGCAAGCAAGAGGAUCCAUCUGCCAGAGCUGGUGAAGGUAGCAAGCUCACCAGACAAGUUUCUGCCCCCCGUUUUUGUGGGCGAUGAUGCAUUUCCUGUUGGAAAAAAUCUCAUGAAGCCGUUUGGUGGCACAAACCUCACGGAAGAACAGCGGAUAUUUAAUUACAGGUUGUCCAGAGCUAGACGUGUUGUAGAAAACACAUUCGGAAUCCUGGCCAACCGUUUCAGGUGUUUGCUGACAGUGAUAAAUGCAAUUCCCGAAAGGGCCACUGCCAUCGUCAAUGCUGCAUGUGUCCUGCACAACUUUCUCAGCAACAACGUGCUGCCCCAACAAGCAUCAAGGGCAGAUACAGAGAAGGAACGCCGAGGUCGCCCAACGUUUUUUCAUCUUCCCAGCAUCGCGUGGACGUGCUAG
This is a messenger RNA of Ixodes scapularis (black-legged tick), 1052 nucleotides long. RefSeq lists its product as uncharacterized. NCBI's taxonomy places the organism in Eukaryota, Metazoa, Arthropoda, Arachnida, Ixodida, Ixodidae. The transcript has 3 exons. The coding region runs from base 51 to 1052 and encodes 333 amino acids. The record is from RefSeq and is a predicted model, not a curated record.